AUGCCCAAGCACGUAAGUUGUUGUGUGCCUUUGUGCACCAAUAAUUUCAGAAACUCCUUCGGAUUGACGUUUUAUCGAAUUCCAAAAGAUGAAAGUAUUCGCAGAGAAUAUGUCCGUUUACUAAGAAAGGAUAAUUUGAAGAUAGAGUCCGACAGUACACGCGUUUGCUCUGCGCAUUGGACUGGAGGUAGUAAGCUCAGCAGAACUCACCUUCCAUCGAUAUUUCCUUGGAGCAAGAAGGAAAAGGAGCGACGGAUUUUGUCCAGAACGGAAGCGACUGCAAAUACAGCAAGCAAGAAAAGAAAAGUGGACGUGGGAUCUUCUACCGAAAUUGACGAAGGGACUCUUAUUGAAAUUGAUCACGAGGAGUCCAUUCCGGCCUUUUGCGAUGCAGCGACACAAACUGAAAUGACUGUAGAAAUGCUGGAUCGAAUGGAAGCCGAACUUAAAGAGAUGAGAGAGGAAAAGGAAAGGUUGGCAAGGGAGAGAGACGAGUUAUCAAGGGAGUUAAAGAGACUUCAGCAUGUAACGAAAAAUCAGAAAUUUGACAUUGUAAAAUUUAAGGACAGCCCUGAAGAUGUCGAAUUUUACACAGGCCUUCCCCACUGGGACGCACUUAUGCUCCUUUAUGACCUGGUCAGUCAGAAGGCUCAGAACCUGAACUAUGGCAGUUACGAAAAGAAAGACAGUGGUUCAGAGCAAAAGCUUGGAAGACCCAGAGCAUUGACUUUAUUUGAAGAGUUUGUUAUGACUUUAAUGAGACUUAGGCUUGGCUUGUUUCAAAAGGAUCUUGCACACAGAUUUAAAGUUUCUGAAACUACUGUUUCUGUUGUGUUUAACACUUAG
Pocillopora meandrina is the source of this 846-nucleotide messenger RNA. The record is from the annotation of a GenBank genome assembly. Lineage: Eukaryota; Metazoa; Cnidaria; Anthozoa; Scleractinia; Pocilloporidae.